Tachysurus fulvidraco (yellow catfish) is the source of this 6544-nucleotide messenger RNA. Its product is annotated as thyroid adenoma-associated protein homolog. The coding region runs from base 126 to 5675 and encodes 1849 amino acids. Lineage: Eukaryota; Metazoa; Chordata; Actinopteri; Siluriformes; Bagridae. The transcript has 31 exons. Gene Ontology annotation, cellular component: cytosol. The record is from RefSeq and is a predicted model, not a curated record. Gene Ontology annotation, biological process: tRNA methylation.
CAUAGUGCGUAGGGUCAGGUUAUUUCACACUGUAGGUAGUGGAUGCAAACAGGGAGUGAGUGUGUAUUUAGGAUACGGCCCGGUGAUAGCACGUUUAAGCUGUAGAGUAGACAAGUUAUGCGACAAUGAUUUCUCACGUUUUAGAUGAAACUAAGAUGGAAACGCUUUUCACUUCGUUUGUUUUAGAAUCUGAUUUACGGCAAGAUGUCAAAGAGAAGCUAGAAAUAUUUUUGGAAAGGCUCACAGAGUGUGCAAGUAGCACAACAAAACGGUUUAAAGAGCGCUCCCUUGAGGAGGCAUUGCAGAUGCUGAGGAAAAUCGCACCGCCCCUGCUGCGGUCGCUGAGGUCCGAAAAUCACAGGUGUCUCAUUCAGCUCCUACUGUCAUCACAGCUGGAUGCGGUGAACACAUCCUCAUCAGCCUGCCGCAAAGUAGACCAGAUGUUGCAACACCUAGCUCAGACCAACAAGUCUUUAGUAUUUGAAGAGGUCCAACAAUGUCUUCACAGUCUACUCCACCAGGAGCAGGUGUUGUCAUUAAAGGACCUUCAAAUAGUGUGUAUGUUCCUGGAGGAGAGCACGAUGGGCCGAGAAGGUCUAAGACUAAUGUUUUCAUCUCUGCUGUGUAAAAUCACCAUUAUGUUACCUGACAUUAUGAAAGAAGAAGCAAGAGACGGUGCUCUGUGUUAUCAGGCGGUCAAGGUGUGUCUGCAAGUGUUCCAGCUGCUUCCCGAGCAAGUGGUGCCUCUGGUCUUUUCGGAUCAGAAAGACAACCUUCAUAUGAGGGAGAUUCUGGGAUUCCUUAUGAAUAUUAUCUUAGGAGAGGUCUGUAAUAGGGACACACGGUUGUUAGCAGGCACCGCUGUGGCCAUGCUGAUCUCUGUAGCACCUGACACUAAGAGCGGAACUACAUCAGCCUCCAGUUUACUCCAGGUGACCUGCACAGAGCAGUGUAGGUUAACAGUAGGCCAGUUACAGGUAGACUGUUUUCCCAGAGCAUAUGAUGGAGUUGACAGACUCAGUGUAUCCAGAGGACUCCUGACCUGCUUGAGGAAGGACAUCCUCGUUGAACAAAGUACAGGCCAACAGACCUGCCUCCUCCUAGACGGGCUAUUUCCUCUUGUCUCAGAUUUGCUCAGAGAGAAACGGGACUGUCACUACUAUGUGUUUCAAGUGUUUAUCUUGUGGCUGAAAAGUGUGAAAGAAAGCCUGCUCGAGAUCAGGGAGCUCUCCGGUGGUCUUUUUCUUGGAGAACAUUCAACCCUAAGAGUCAAACUAACACAAAUCAUUUGGGACAAUGCAGAGAGCCCGAUUGAGGGUGUGUCUGAAUCAGUACGCACUGCAUUCAGUUUGUUUCUGGAGAUUUACGAGCUGGACUGUCGGCUUUCUGGAGAAGCUGAGAAACGGCUUUAUGUGAACUUACUGCACAGGGUUGCGGAGCUGCCGUGGGAUUCCAGGGCCAAGUACUCGCCUCUCAGAGCCCUCUUGCCGUACAUGGGUACAGACAAGGUCCUGGAACAGUAUCCUGCUCUUCCUUCUCAUAUCUAUAAGUGCCUUUCCACCAAUCACCUUGCACCUUGUGCCUCUGAGAUCUACAAGUUGCUGCUUCGGGAGCAAAGACGGGAACUUAACGCUAAUGCGGUGAAGGAAGCUCCACCCACUGAGCUACACCUGGCCUCUCACUGGGUCCAGCGAUGGCAAGCAACAAUCCUGAUAGCUCUGACCUCUGAUGUCACUCUUAUUCAGAGAAACGCCUCUAGCUACCUCCUGCCCUGCACCCUAUGCAGUUUCCCAGGAGCGUUUGACACAAUGCUAGCUGCUCUAGACCCUGUUGCCCCGGGGCACCUACAAGCAUGGGUUUGUAUCAUGAGCGCCCAACGAACAGUCAGCGGGUGUCUAUCUUGGAAUUCAGAGAGCAACUUGGAAACCCUCCAGCUAGCCUUGUCGUCUCUGGAUGCUAGCGUGCGCAUAGCGGCAUUCAGUCUUAUCUGCUGCAGCCCCAAGACUAAAGAGCCUCCAUCAGCCGUAGAAUAUGGAGCAGUGAGAGAUUUUCUUCCUUUGAAUCUGAACAGUGAGUCGUCUCAGUUUCGUCAGCACCUCCAGGCUGCGGUCAGGAAAUUCCUUGUGCGUAUUCGGGACAGUUGUAUGGCAAGCCUCAAAGGUCAAAAAAGUAAAAGAGGUCUGAGAAAGGAAGAAGAGAAGGAGCUUGAACAAGGCGUUGAUUUUAUUGACUGGCUGGCACAGUUGCCUUUGGCCUCCCUGGCUCCUGGAAACAGCUUCCAGAGGAAGAAGACAGCUCUUCUGCUGCUAGCUGCAAUUCUGGAAACCUGCUCAGACUCCUGGAGUCCAGACAGGAAGAAGGGUCAACCACCAGCAAACAUGUCUGAGCUGAUCAACUGCGCAAGAGAAAGAAGAAAGUGGGAUUUUUACUGUCGGUCGAGACAGCUGGUCCUGAUUGGCUGUUUGGAGGAUGCGACCAAUGAGAUCCGUGAGCAUGCGGCUGAGCUGCUGGUGAGAUUUUUCCCGCCGUGUCUCGAGUCCGAUGUCUCCAUCGCGCUGUUUAGCCGAGCACAGAGACGUCUGCACAGCCCACGUGUUCAGGAGGCCCAGAUGGGGGCUCUGAUGUUCAAACUUCUGCUACAGAAGCGUAUGUCUCUGGAUGGUGUGGUGCCAGAGGCUCUGAAGCACGAUGACAUGCAGUCAGUCAGGCUGAUCAGACACCUUCUGCAGAGUCUGGAGAAGCAGCACCUGACCACCAAACAGGACAUGUUACUCGCCGCUCGCUGCUCACCUCUACAUGGUGCAGUCAGUGCUGUUCACAAGUGUAUCCUGGAUGUGCCUGGGGUUUUGGCUGAAGCUUUAGAUGGUAGUAUGAUAGCAGAAAUGCUCUCGCUGCUGGAAAAUAUCACACUGCUGCUGCUCGGUGUGUUAUACGGAGAUCAGAACAUGGAGGACAAAGAAGUCCCGCCUUCAUUCUGCGAUAUGGGAAACGCCAUCAGCUCUCUGAUCGGGCGUAGUGGAGCGGAAGUGGAUGAUGACGGAGAAGAGAACGUGCUGCUAUCAGAAGAGCACAGUCUGGUGCUGACCUGCUGCUGGGUUACACUAAAGGAGAUAGGGAUUUUUCUCGGCUCGCUGGUUGAGAGGAUUCAAUCACUCCCUCAUAAGGACAAAACACUGCUAACUGUAGAAGAUCUACAGAAGGCUUCGAACGUGUUUAAGGACAUUAUCCUUAAAUGUCGGCACUGGGGGGCAGUGGAAGGCUGCUGCAUUGGAUUCACUAAAUUCUGCACUGCACUUCUUACCAGCUCUGACCCAAAGCUCAGAGAAAUCCCAAACCACAUUCUACAGCAGGGUCUGUGUGUCCUUCAGACUCCCCGGGGCACGUCGGUGACUAGACGGGCAGCGGGUCUGCCGAUGCUUAUUCUCGGUGUGUUAGCAGCAGAGGAGAGCAGCACCUCUCACCCACUGCUGGCCCAAACCAUCAGCACACUGCUGGAGAUAGCUGGAGCUCCACUGCCCCAGAACUGGGACCAGACCCUUGAUCUGCCCCAGGUUUGUGCAGUUCACACAAUUCAGGCACUUGUGAAAGGCUCCAGUCUGGGGUUGACCAUUCUUCAGUAUGCUCCUGAGAUCACCAUGCUGUCACUCACACUCCUCAGCUCUCCUUGUUGGGCCAUGAGGAACGCUGCACUACAGCUUUACAGUUCUCUCUGCUCCAGGAUGUUGGGUCAGAGGCCUGCUGGUGAAGAUGUCUCUGCCCAAUAUGGCAUGUCCUCCCCUGCCUUUUUUAAGCAUUAUCCUGCAUUAAAGCCCUUCCUCCAGGAGGCUUUAGAAAGAGCAGCCACAGACCUUCAUGAAGGCAGACUGAGCCUUCACCCCUCUCUCUACCCAGUCCUGACCCUGCUGGCCAAACUACAGCCUGGAGCUCAGGAGCAAACGCAAGCUCUGUCAGACUUCCUGCCUCCGCUGCUCCAGCUAGCUGCUAGCCCGGUAUAUGGGGUGAGAGCGAUGUCGGCCCAAGCCCUGGUCGCUAUGAUACCACCUACAGAGUGUGUGGAAAGUGUACUGAGAGUGGUGGAGGAGCUGCCAGAGAAGUCGAGUAGCCCAAGCUGUCACAACCGCAUGCAUGGCCAACUCCUACAGAUUAAGGCCAUCCUGAACAGAGUCCUUCAUGCUGACAACCCUCGCCCAUCCUCUCUAUGUGGCGUGGUGGAGGCCAUGGAGGUCCGAAUUUGGCUGGCAUCCCAUGAGCAGAGGUGCCCUUUGGUACGCCAGGCGUAUGUGACAGUACUGGGCCUGCUGAGAGAGAACUGCUCGAAGGCUUUCCUCAUGAACAUCGGCUCUCUUCUUAUGGAGGAACUUCAUAGGACUCCACGCACUUUAGAACUUGGUUCCGCCUCCUUCCACCAAAUUGCUGUGCAUUACCUGUGUGACGACCCUGACUGGGUGUGGAAGGUUUGGCCUGUCCUAGUCAGUGGGAGUGCGGUUACUCGUCUCGCUUUGGUCAUGUGGGUAAAAGAAAGGCGUAGCUGGAGAGGGAGCUGCCUACAGCACGAGCUGGUGAAGCUUCUCCAGGCCAGUCUGACACAGGCGCUCAUGGAUCAAGAUAUUGAGUACAAGGUAGCAUACUUCUCAGCGUUGGUGGAAGUCAUGACCCCAGACGUGUUGAGCGUAACAACGUCUCAGCCUCUCGUAUUCAAGCUUGAAGAAAAAGUGCUGCAUCAGUGUGUGCAACUCCUCUUGGAGGAUUUAGAAGGAAGCCGAGGAGGACCAGAGCUCCUCUCUCAGACCUUGUGUGUUCUGUCUCUGCUACUUUCUCCAAGCACAGACAUGGCUAUACUGCAACGUUGGUGUGUGUUAUUAGAAAUACACAGAUGUGCUGAAGCUCCAGAAGCUCUGCGAUUAGCCUGUGCUCAGUCUCUGUACCUGACCGGAGCUGCUGUAGUGACCAGCAGCCUGAUGAGCAGUAAUGCUCUGAAAGCCCUCAGCACCAGGCUGAUUAGUAUAGGUGUGCACUUACUGCAGGAUCAGAAUCAGCAAGUCAGAACCCAGACCGCUAUCUUUGCUUCUGUUAUCUGCAAGUCUCAUCCAGUCUCCAGCAACCAAUCACUGCAUAUUCUGCUGGACCUGCUGCUGAAGGAAUUCUGGGAUAGCGAGGGCACUUUGGAGGCUUUGGUGUGUCACUUGCCAAAUUGGGAUCUCAAAAGUGUACUUCAGGAGGCAAAGCUCACACGAAGCAGCAGUCUGUACGAGCAGGACAAUGCAAACAUGUAUUUGGAGCCUUCUGUGAUUUCUGAGACCGUGCUGCCAUAUUUGCUUUGCCUGGCAAAACGAUACCCAGAAUCCUCUGUUCUCGACAAGCUCCUGGAUCAGUGGGCACAAGAAAAUACAGACUCUGUCUAUGAGAACCUCAGGAUCUGUUCCAAGCUUCAUUUAGGUGACUCUCUGGAUCCUGAAUGGCUGAGUGUUCUGAUGGAGCCACGUUUCCAUAGCACCCUUUGUGGGCUGUAUACCAAGGCUGCCUUUCUGCUGCACUUACAAAGCUUUUCCAACAAAACCCUACCCCUGAGUGACCCUUCAGUCUUAGUGAAGGACCUGCUGGAUUUACACACAUUUCUUAGCCUGCAUGGAGUUUAUAUCCCAGUGUGUUUUAUUGAUGCAGUCAGAACAGAAUGAGUAUAAACUGACGCAAGGGGUUUUUGGGAUUGUUGUAUUUGAGGCGUACGUUGAGGUUUUAUGGUGAUUUAUGACGUUACACCAUUAGCUACCUCUAUUCCAUAUAAAGUAGAUGAACAGCAUUCAUCGAUAUUCAUGAUUGAAUGUUGUUGUGGUUCUUAAUGUCAGGAAACAUUGCUCCGCUUCCUUCAGAUGGAGUUGUGUGCGAAGGCCACAAUUAAUUUAAUUUAAUAGUCAUGAUUUUACAUUUUAAAACAUCCAGUUAAACUACAUUGUAGUGUGUAUAUAUUUGUGUGUUUGUAAUACACACUGUGAGAAAGCACCAGAGACUGAAAAAUUACAAAUAGCUUAAAGGGUCAGUGUGUAAUGUUUUAUACAUAUAAUGGUGUAUAUAUAUAUAAUUAGAGAGAUCUUAAGACUGUGAUCUGAAUGAGGCUAGUUUCUUUGUUUCAGACCCAGAAGUGAGCUCCAUCCCCCAGCUGAUUCAGAGCGUCUCAGCAUUGCCCAGUUUCACAAAAAGUCAGCUCAUGCUCAAGUAACGUUAUCAUUGAAUUUGCACUUCUCCUAACAGACAGCUAUGGCGUCUACAAUAUCAAAAUCAUUAAAGGAGCAUUUUGUACAAUCACAUGCAUAAACACCAUGUAGUCUGACCAGAACAGGAACAUUUUUUAUACACAAUUUAUAACAUGAUUCUAUCUGAUUUUAUUUUUAUUGUGAAAUAAUUUGUUGAUUAAAAUUUUGAUUUUUUUUUUUACUUGUAUAUUAAAAACUGCUGAUUUGCACAUUUGUCCCAUCUUGGACUGUAAAACUGGAAUGGAGUUUACUUACAUGAUACAAUGAGUGUAUAAAACAAUGAGAGGUAAAUCACA